Striga hermonthica is the source of this 624-nucleotide messenger RNA. NCBI's taxonomy places the organism in Eukaryota, Viridiplantae, Streptophyta, Magnoliopsida, Lamiales, Orobanchaceae. The record is from the annotation of a GenBank genome assembly.
AUGACGAUUUCGAUGAUCCUAAUAAUGUUGAUGAUGAUGCAGUUGAGAUUUGGAUUAGGGAUAAGAUUCGAGAUAAAAAACGAAGAAUGUUUGUCACACAACGUUGUUUACUCCGGCGAGACUGUUCAUGUCUCGUUUGUUGUCAUCAAAGCUGAUGCUCCUUGGAGUUAUGGCCAUGAAGGUGUUGAUCUCCAGAUAAAGGGCCCUACGGGCGAGCUGAUACACAAGUUUCACGACAAGACGAGUGAUAAACACGAGUUCGUGGCUGAAAAAAGUGGUCUCUACCGGUUUUGCUUCACGAACAAGUCUCCUUUUCAAGAGACCAUUCAUUUUGAUGUUCUUGCUGGUCAUUUUCCUUACCAUGAUCAGCACGCAAAAGACGAGCAUUUCAACCCCUUGCUAGAACAGAUUUCUAAGUUAGAAGAAGCUCUGUACAACAUCCAAUUCGAGCAGCAUUGGCUAGAGGCACAAACUGAUCGUCAGGCGCUCGUGAAUGAAGCUAUGAGCCAAAGAGCAGUUCACAAGGCGUUUUGCGAAUCAUUGGCACUCAUAGGAGUCAGUUGCCUUCAAUUUUUCCUCCUUCGACUCCUUUUCGAGCAAAAGCUUGGAUCAUCAAGAGUCUAG